AUGGCGGCCCAAGAAAAGAACCCCGUCGAGCUGGAGAAGGCUUCCAAACUGGCGAACAUCCCACAUUGCGAGCAGUAUGAGAGGAUGAUCUCAGGCAUGCUAUACGACUCACUCAUUCCCAAACUCACAAACGCGCGUCUAGCCGCACGCAAAGCCAUGCAUGAAUACAACGCCUGGUUUCCCUCGGGCGAAGAUCUUAACAUCGAAAACAUAACCCAAACCCGCGCCAAGAUGCUCAAAUCCUUCCUUGGCCACGUAGGAGACGACGAGGUUUUCAUCGAGCCUCCUUUCAGAGUAGACUACGGCCCCAACAUGUCCGUCGGCAAACGCUUCUACGCCAACUUCAACCUAACGGUCCUGGACUCGGCUAUCGUCUCCAUCGGCGAUAGAGUCAUGAUCGGACCAAACGUUAUGAUAUCGACAGCCACGCAUGAGACGGAGGUUGGUAGCCGACGGGCCAAUAUCGAAUAUGCUUAUCCGAUCAGUAUUGGAGAUGAUUGCUGGAUUGGAGGUGGUGUGACGAUCCUGCCGGGUGUUAAGAUUGGAAAGGGCUGUACUAUUGGGGCGAGCAGUGUUGUUACGAGGGAUAUUGAGGAUUGGAGUGUUGCUGUUGGGUCGCCGGCAAGGGUUGUCAGGAAGGUCAAGGAACUGGGAGAGUUUGAGGAGGAUGUCAAGACAAAUGGGGAGCAGAACGGAGUUUCAGAAUGA
Molecule: messenger RNA, 708 nt
Organism: Fusarium coffeatum
Lineage: Eukaryota; Fungi; Ascomycota; Sordariomycetes; Hypocreales; Nectriaceae
Exons: 2
Coding region: 1-708 (235 amino acids)
Molecular function (GO): acetyltransferase activity
Source: RefSeq, a predicted model, not a curated record